AUGCAGGGAUGUACUGUAGUACCAGAGGAUAUGAAUAAAGUAUUGAAUAAAUGGUUAGUUGGUAAAAAGUCAUCAGAUUCAGCGUUAUAUUCCGAGCAAUGGCAUCAUCAGUUCACAUCACGCCCAACUUGGUGUGACGCGGAUAUGUCACUGCAACAAAUCAAUCAAGGUAUAGCUACGGGUAAUCGCCUUGCACUUUACGUGCGUUCCUUUUUUCAGUCUUUACUUUUCACUUUGGGGACAUUUGUGCAAAAUUGGGCUUGGUAUGUAGUUGUCACAGGCUUAAGCUUGUAUUUCAUUUGUACGCUGGGACUCCAGUAUAUGCAUAUAGAAACCGACCUGAUGAAACUAUGGGUUGAAGAAGGUGGACGUCUAAACGAAGAAUUACAUUUUUUGCAAAGAAUUCAACAAGAUGAAAGCUAUCGCUUGAAGCGGUCAGCUAAAAUUGACAAUUCAACUGUCAACGAACCCUCCGUGUCUAUAAAUGAAAUCGAAGAUGGAACAAGUUUUAAUAUGAAUCGAGAGAAUGCUUUUGAUAACCGUUUCCAGGUCCUCAUACAAACUCCAGCAGUAAUAGGGACCAACGCUUUAACUAAGGAAUCUUUACUUAAGCACGUACAAAUUAUGGAAGAAAUCGCACAUUUUCAAGUAGAAAUGUAUGGCGAAAACUGGACUUUAUCUGAUAUAUGUUUCAAGCCACCUUCUCCACAUUUGCCUCAAGGACCAUUUGCCAAAUUAAUGACAAAAAUCUUAGAUCGAUUGAUCCCAUGCAUUUGGAUCACACCAAUUGAUUGCUUUUGGGAAGGAUCAAAACCUUUGGGGCCUUCACCACCCCUCAAAUUAGGAUCAGAUAUUCAAGCAUUUAUCAGUUCUCUACCGAAAGGCAAUAUAACGUGGAAAAAUUUGGAUCCAUUAGCAGUAUUGAAAGAAACUGCGAUGCUUUUCGACCUCGGGACAAUUUUUAAUCUCUUCGAACGGACCGGAAUUGGAUCAGCUUAUUUGGACCGUUGGUGUAUUGACCCGCUAGAUCCAGAAUGUCCACCAACUACACCAAAUGCUUUCAAUCGCUGUGCUGCAUUCAAAAAAUUCCAUUCCUGGAAUAUGGCCAAACCAGAAAAUCAACGGAUCCAUCUCGAACCAAUGGAUAUAGUAGAAGAUUCAUCAGAAGCAGACGAAUCUGCUUCACAAAUACUUGACAAUCUUUUCGGUAUGUUUUCUAAGUGCAAAGUAACUAAUCUCAAUAUUGGUUUUGCGCAUGCAAAGCUGCGACAUGCACGAACAGAUCUGUAG
Molecule: messenger RNA, 1290 nt
Organism: Thelazia callipaeda (thelaziosis nematode)
Lineage: Eukaryota; Metazoa; Nematoda; Chromadorea; Rhabditida; Thelaziidae
Source: the annotation of a GenBank genome assembly